UACGGACCAAACUGAUAUCGUAAAAGAAGAGAAAACCCCCUCCGAAUCAAAUUUCAAUAGAUCGCAGACAGAGACACAGUGGCGCUGAAAUGGAAGAGAGAUCCACCGAUUCGGAAUCGAUUGUUAUAGAAACCCUAAGAAGCAGAGGAUGGUGUUUAGGAGACGUUGAGCUUGUGAAGGCCAUCAUCAUGAUCCACUCCGCUUUGGCCGAUGAUGCUUCUACCGUGGUGGAUUCAGUGGAGUCUGAGCUCAUGAACACCGAUCUUAAAUCUAUCGGAGACAAGUCCCUACCCGACCCCUCGCUUCUUCGCAACCGCAAGUCCUCCCAUAUUCUCGGUCCCAAAGUCCUUCAGGUAUCUUCAGUGAGAGACAUAACAAAAAGCAGCAUUGAGGAUGUCUCACGAAGUUCAAGUAGUCGGCGACUCCUAAAGUUAGGUCUCACUGAUGGGCACACCGAGAUAACAGCUAUAGAGUUCGCUCCUGUCCCGUUGGUUCCAGACGACCUUGUUCCAGGAGCUAAGGUCCGUUUGGAAGAUAAAGCUACAAUACGUAGUGGUAUAGUCUGUUUAAAUCCUAAAGUGUUAUCCUUCUUAGGAGGAGUUGUUCAACCACUCUAUGAAGAAUGGCAGAUGAACCAGAAAUAUUCAGGUUUCUCCCGGUCAUCUUUGAGACUAUCACCGGAAAGUGAUACAGGAGGCCCUCCUCCAUUCGAGAAGCUGCAAAUUAGGGCACCUUCAUGCCGGUUUGUUCAGCAAGGAAAAUCUUCUGAUUAUGCUGGGUCUUCUUCCAAGAGCCAUGGCCCUAAUGCUGUCACUGGAAAUACUGAUUUUAAGCCAACUGAAAGGAAGCAAAAACUUGAUAAGUCAACUGACAUGAUCUGGAACCCAAAAGCAGCCACUGUUACAGAGAGGACUGAAGAAAAGCCAAGCAGCUUUGAAAUGAGACCAAAAGAAGAUUAUGCUGGGUCUUCUUCCAAGAGCCAUGGCCCUAAUGCUGUCACUGGAAAUACUGAUUUUAAGCCAAAUGGAAGGAAGCAAAAACUUGAUAAGUCAACUGACAUGAUCUGGAACCCAAAAGCAGCCUCUGUUACAGAGAGGACUGAAGAAAAGCCAAGCAGCGUUGAAAUGAGACCAAAAGAAGAUUAUGCUGGAUCUACUUCCAAGAGCCAUGGGCCUAAUGCUGUUGUUGGAAAUACUGAUUUUAUGCCAACUGGAAGGCAGCAAAACCUUGAUAAGUUAACUGACAUGAAUAGGAAUCCCAAAACAUCUUCUGUUACAGAGAGGACUGAAGAAAAGCCAAGCAGCUCUGAAACAAGACCAAAAGAAGUGGUGGAGUCUGUCCCUGUUCAAAAUCAAGCUGCUGCACAGAAACUACUCCAGAAAAUGAAUCAUCAAAGCUGGGAUGGUCGACAUUCCAAAGGUCAAAGACAUAGGGGAAAGGGGAACCAAGAAGAGCCAGUUGUUUUCACUUUGGAUGAAUGGGAAAGGAUAAAAGCCGAGGGAAAGCCUUUAAAGAAAGAUGAGCUUCCAGACAUUCGUCGUGACGAGAAGCUUGCAUGGCAGCUUCAAAACGAAUUUGAUUCUGAAGAUUUUCAUGUACAAAGGGGUCCACAUAAAGCAGCAGGGGCAGAUGACUUGAGAAUGAGUAUGUUUAAUUAUACAAGAGAUGACGAUAGGUUUCGUGCAUCAGGACACGGAGGGGGUGGAAGGGGAAGGGGAAGGGGAAGGGGAAGGGAAAAGGGAAAGUGGAAGGAAAGGGAGGGGGGAAGAGGAAGACGUGGUUAAAUUUUGAUCUCCCUCUCAAUUACCUAUAUUCUCAUAUAAUCUUGGUGUGUUAUAUAAGCUGUAACGCCCUUUCACCUAUAUCAAAACUCCAGUGCAUCACUUUGUUGAUUUUGCUUCAUUUCAUCUUCAGUAUCAUUCAUCAGAUUUCGAUUUUCAAUGCUGAUCA
Molecule: messenger RNA, 1950 nt
Organism: Juglans microcarpa x Juglans regia
Lineage: Eukaryota; Viridiplantae; Streptophyta; Magnoliopsida; Fagales; Juglandaceae
Exons: 8
Coding region: 90-1784 (564 amino acids)
Cellular component (GO): nucleus
Source: RefSeq, a predicted model, not a curated record